CACGUCUCGACGUCCUCGAGACCUCCAUUGGUGCCUUAUCCCAUUUCGCCUCGUCCGAAAAGUAGGUAGACCCAUCCAGAGCCGAGAAAAUUAUUGCGGAGACAAUGAGCGUGCUUGGCUAUCCAACUUUUUUCAUUUUUGCGGCCCUUAUCAUCUGCGGGACAACCUUGGAGGCAACCCAUGGAGCUGUUUCUUCGUCUGCUCUUACUCCCUCAUUGAGAAGACGAACCCAGCAACAUCAACGACAGUUGCCAGAUCACACCGAUGAUCCCAAUGUUUGGGGUGUCCAAAGUGGGCCUGCCACUGGUGACAGUGAUGCCGGAGGAAUGAUCUAUGACAUGAAGCAUGAUUCUCUGGUACUUGUGGGCACCACGCACGACGCGGAUUUUUUUCAUAGUGGCGACAAUCCCAACUCUGUGGAUUGCUUUAUUGCAACAGUGCAGCUUCCCCCCGUUGUAGAUGAAAUAGCUGAAAGAGAAGCAGGGAAUGCAUCCGACACCAAUCUACUACAACCUACCUGGGAAUUCACAGCUCUACACCGUGUUGCCACGAACAAUCUUUUGGAUCGCUGUGAUCUUGUCACAGCGCAGCAAGGAGAUUUUAGGAAACGUUAUUUCAGUGCUGGCACAUUGGCUGUGAGAACUGACACCAACCAGCAGGCCAGAGCAGUACAUCCCUUCAUGAUGGAACUCAAUUUGGCCUUUUUUGAUGGCGUCAAUGAAGAAACUUCUGUCACAACCAGUAACCAAUUCAAGGUCCUGGAUGAGCCGAUUGAUGUAGGAAACAACCCCCUCUUGUUGCCGAUCAACAAUGAUAUCAUCCUUCCAUCUGCAAGCACUUCAGAUCGUCAAUUUGUGUAUUUGGCCACCAUUGAUCGUGUUCUGGUGACGACGCAAGUUGAUACUCAGGUUCGACCAGUAUUCCGGCUUGACUUGGGAAUUUCCAAAUUUUUGACAACAGACAACCCAGAUGAUCCUUUCUCUAAAGUGUGGUCGCGUAUCUAUCCCACAUCAAUUGUAGAGAUGCGAAAUGAUGGAGUCCCUCAUGUUACCUCGGGAUUGUUUCAUCCUGUACCAGGUAUGCCACCCGGUUUAAGCGACGUUGAGAUUGCUCAAUCUCUGAUUGAAGAAGAAAUGGAGCAGUUGGAACAGCCACACAACAGGGAAGAAGAAAUGGACUUGCACUGGCAUGAAUAUGGAUACGAUGCUGUCUUGAUUACUGGUUUGGAAUUGAUUCAGACGGAAGAAGAAGCGGAUCAAUAUUUGCUCAUUGCAGGUUCUGCACCAGGGACACAAGAAGCCAUCGAUAGCGCAAAUUCAAAUCAAACCUUGAGUGGUCAUCCUUUCUUGAAUGGACGGGCAACUCAUAUAAGUGACUGGGAUGGCUUUGUGGCAAAAGUCAGAGCUGACAAUGGACAAACUUUGCGUCCUCCUGAUCAGGGUACUAAUUCCAGGCCCGUGCCCAACACAUGGAGUUUCAAACUGGCAUCCCAGCCACGGCGCAAUGAUUUCAUCCAAUCCAUUUGCACUGCCAAGGUGCAUCCCAUACUCAACCCUUAUAUCCACAAUGUGGCCUAUGUUGUUGGCACUACUCAGGGAAAGCUCGCUGGUGAUCGGAAUGGGGGUGCUGUUAUAAUCAAGUUGGACCUGCAAACCAUGAAUGCGUAUUGGAAGAGACAAAUUCCAGGUUUCAAUGUCCAGGGGCUCUCCUGUCAGGUAUUGGUGGAUGUGCCAUCAUAUGGAACCACAAUUGAGGCUGAAUCCAGAGAUCUUUUGUAUGUUGCGGGGGAAGUCCAUGGGCACAUGACGGUAGAGCUGGCGGAUGGAAGGCAAGUCAACACGGAUGGUCAUGGUGAAACUGAUAUUUGGGUAGCCCAGAUGAGGGCAUCCGAUGGUAAGAUUAACUGGUUGCAUCAAAUUGGAACGUCAAAUCAAGAUCGGCUGGCCAAGAAUGUCAAUAAUCCAAUGCUAACAGAAGGCAGGCAAGAAGUUUCUAUGGGACAAACUGGGAGUGGUAAGGGAGCACUCGCUUUGGAUCGCCAUGGCAAUGCCAUUGUCUAUGGCACAACAACCGGGUCAUUGGCCAGGAGUAAAGAUCCUGGUGAUCGCAUCAGGGAUAUCUUUGUGCUUCGGCUUCAUCGUGAUGAUGGCAGUUUCCGAGCCAUCCUACCUCCUCCCAAUUAUGUCGAAGAAAGUCCUAUCAGCACCAGUGGAGGCACCUCCACCCCGGCUCCAACACCAAACGCUGCCAGCAGCAUUAGCAGAACCAGCCGUGGCGGCGGUGACAGCAUGAUCACUGAUCUUUGCUGUGAUUGAUUGAGACGAUCCUAGCGCUCGUGUCGUACACAUAUCUGUUUGAUUUGGAAAAACUUCUUUUUAUGUAAUCAUGCACUCUAAUAAUGUAGGUGUCUUUU
Seminavis robusta is the source of this 2413-nucleotide messenger RNA. The record is from the annotation of a GenBank genome assembly. NCBI's taxonomy places the organism in Eukaryota, Bacillariophyta, Bacillariophyceae, Naviculales, Naviculaceae.